AUGUAAGAAGAUUAGUAACAAAAUACUUAAAUUCCUUAGACUCACUAGGAUGUUUAAUAAACAGAUACAAAUUAAUAGCCUUUAUAGCAAAACGCUCUUGCUUUGCAAUAACUCCAGAUGAUUUUUAAUCCUGUUCAUCAACCAAAUGGGGAGAAUUAACCAGUUUAAAUUGACUAAGUUACAGCAGAAUAAAUUAAUAAGAUGCUGCAAGAAGAGCUGAAGAAAGUGAAUUUAGGAGGUCUAAUGUAAUAACCAUCUAUGUGCUAAAGAAUAUGCUCACUAUUUUUCUCAGUUUUUUUAACUGUAUCUAUAUCAAUAGUUUUUGGAGUCCUUUUAUGGGUAUUUUAAGACUAAGGAGAUAAAAAUGACUACUGCGAGCAUGAUGUUCUCAAAAAAUGGGCCUAGGCUACUGCAAUUAUGCUAUUUAUCAAUUCUGGAGUUUAAACCAUAAAGAUCAUUGAUAACAUUUUCCUUAAAUCAUAGUUUGAUACUAAAGGAAAACUCUAUUACUUAACUAGACCAUUAGAAACUUUACUUGCCAUAGGAAUAUUUGCUGCCACUAUUGGAUUGACUGUAAAUAAUAGUAGUGAUUGUGGUUAAUUCUACAAGCUUGUUUUAGCCUACUACAUUAUUUAUUAUAUUUUUUUGGGUAUUGGUAUAUUAGCUUUAUUAAUAUUCUUAUGCAUGUUCUUGAAAAGGAGCUGA
Messenger RNA from Tetrahymena thermophila SB210, 705 nucleotides. Its product is annotated as transmembrane protein, putative. The record is from RefSeq and is a predicted model, not a curated record. The transcript has a single exon. Lineage: Eukaryota; Ciliophora; Oligohymenophorea; Hymenostomatida; Tetrahymenidae.